Messenger RNA from Funneliformis mosseae, 1222 nucleotides. NCBI's taxonomy places the organism in Eukaryota, Fungi, Glomeromycota, Glomeromycetes, Glomerales, Glomeraceae. The record is from the annotation of a GenBank genome assembly.
UUUACAUGAACAUUUAACCAGAACGGCAAUGAAGGGUACGUUCCCUAUCAGUGGACGUGAUUUGUCAGUAUGCGGAAUGUUGCACAGUGAGGAAGAUACUGGAAUUCUUCAAUUUGUCACCACAUCUGUGGUUGACCCAUUAAUUCCGGAAAGCAAAAAGCAUGUUAGAUCAAAUUUGAAUUUUGCAGGAUGGCGAUUAGAACCUCAUGUUGAUGACAAAGGAAACACUACAUCUGUUGAUGUCAUAUACAUCGUUGAUAUUGACAUCAAACUUGACUCGAUUCCAACUUCUAUCCUUAAGAUGUUGUCAAACCAAAUACCAACCACUAUCUCUAAAAUAGAUGAAUUAAUGCAAAAAACGGGAUUUUGUCCAUAUGUUCUCAAGGCUGACACAAAGAUCCUAACAGAAGAAUUUAAUGUCAAAAAUGAUCAAUAUGAUUUAACAUUACUCCCUGAAAGUGGUUGCAUAACGGAAUUCAAAAUUUCAAAAUUGAUGUAUCCAAAUGGUAUUGACGUGUCUGUUAUGCCUGAAAACUGUAAGGUUGAAUUGUUGCCGACAAGCGCGGAAACUAUUCGUGUGACCCUUCCAUCAAAAGUUACCUUGAACAUUUUUACCAUUACCGCUAGCAAACGUUCUAAAGGUUUCCGAAUGACUUACAAUAACGGGCAGGAAAUUCCUUUGGCUUUAGAUCCUGAUAGCAAUGACAUUCCGAUAAGAAAGGAUAUACCUACUUAUGCUACUGGUACGAUGUCGACAAAUGCCACACUUACAAAUAAUACUCUUGAUGAAGUAAAACCUAUGAAUCCGGUCACACUCGCCUCAAAAAUAAACAUAAUUGAUCCCGAGACUUUCGGCAAACCAUUGGAAGAAAAAAUCAAUAAUGUUCUUAUUAAUCAAGCCUUGAUUCCUCCCGAGACUUUCGUUAAACCAUCAUCACAAGUAUCAUUAAAAUUAGAAGCAUAUCAGAGAAUUUUUGAAGAGCAUCCUAAGAAGAUUGCAACUCAAGAGUCGCGUGAGAUUCAAAAUGUACCAGAUUCCUUAGGAGUUUCACCUAAAGAAGAUCCAGCUGUAAAAAAACUAAAGAAUGAAGUUAUUGAAAACAAUACAAUUACUGACGAUUUAAUGAUUCUUGCAAAGUCAGCUAAUUUCAAUUCACACCAAAUUGGAUUAAUGUUUGCUUCAAUGGUACUCGCAUAUUACGCAGGAAAACUGAGUACUUAA